Messenger RNA from Sitodiplosis mosellana (orange wheat blossom midge), 2479 nucleotides. Its product is annotated as organic cation transporter protein. Gene Ontology annotation, molecular function: transmembrane transporter activity. Gene Ontology annotation, cellular component: membrane. The transcript has 12 exons. Bases 378 to 2042 code for a protein of 554 amino acids. The record is from RefSeq and is a predicted model, not a curated record. Gene Ontology annotation, biological process: transmembrane transport. Lineage: Eukaryota; Metazoa; Arthropoda; Insecta; Diptera; Cecidomyiidae.
GCUGUUCGGUUCGUGCUUUCGAUUCAAUGUGCUGUGUAUCUGCUCCACAUGCUUUAUAAUCUUCUGGUAGCAUAGCUAAAGUGUUAUUGGUUUGUAGCCUGCACAGCGGUAUCAGUCGUGUUUGAAACGUCGUCCAAGCCAAACGGAAAUUUCGACUCCGAACAUCCUAAUCGAAACAGAUUAUUGUAUUUGGUUUUUAAUUUCUGUUAAUCUGGAAGAACUUGUAAAAAACUUGAGCUAUCGAUUUUAUUCGAAGCAAAAAAGAAAUCUGACAAACUUUUAAUUUAGACAUUCCUGUCAUCUGAUUCAACGUUAAAAAACUUUCUUUGUGAUAACGUAAAUAAGUUGUUGAAUAAAAUACGAAAACCCAACGAAAAAUGGGUAAAGACGAACAAACAACGGAUGCCCAAGUGACAAAACCAAAACUAUCCAACGACUCAAAUCUCAAGACAACCGUCGAUGAUGAACUCACUAAAAUUGGCAACGGCGGACCAUGGGUUUGGAAGCUCUUCUUUUUGUGCGUUACACCAAACAUACUGAAUGGAUUCCAUGUGUCGUCGUAUGUUUUUCUGGGUCAACCGCCGAAAGAGCAUUGGUGCGUCAUCAGUGGACUAAUCAAUUCCAAUUGGAGCGAUAGCCAGAUGCGAACAAUAUCAUCCACAAAUGAUGGCCUUGGCGAUGGAUGUAAAAUUUUGGAUUGGGACUAUCCAUAUUUGGGUUCCUUAAAUUACAACGAUGCUGUUUCGUAUACCAAGUCACAUCCACGACCCGAAGCCAUUUCAUGCUUACAGAAUUCAAACAAUAAAUACCAUUACGUACAAGAACCGGGCUCAUCAAUUGUCCUCGAGUGGGAUUUGAUUUGCGAGAAAAGCUUUUGGCGGACAACUGUUGCAACGGCCGUUUCAGUUGGAAAAUUCUUGGGCGCAACUACAUUUGGUAUUUUAUCGGAUAAAUAUGGUAGAAGGACCUGUUUUAUCAUUGGUUCAAUAUUUUAUAUUGCCGGAAGUAUUCUAACUACAUUUUCACCGUGGUAUUGGCUGUUCUUGAUCGGUCGAGUCCUCCUGGGUAGCUCAUCGUCCGGUCUCUUCUAUCCGGCAUUUUCUUUAUUGACAGAAAAUAUUGGAUCAAAACAUCGGUCAUGGAUGAGUAUUGCAUUCAGUAUGUCAUAUCCAGUCGGUAUGAUUUUAUUGGCCGUUUCAGCAAACUACAUUCAUGCGUGGAGAAACCUUCAACUAUCUUUAACCAUUCCCGCAUUUUUGCUGGUGUUUUAUUGCUAUUUCCUCAAUGAAUCACCGCGAUGGUUGAUAUCGAAGGGUCGUGAAGCCGCAGCUUAUCGGAUUGUAUUCAAUAAAAAGUGUGAUAUGGAAUUCUCAGAGAAAUUGGCAUCGAAGGCAAAAGAAGCUGAACAAGAGGCCAAGGACGCUGAUCAAAAUAAAUCAAAGAUGCAGCGAAUUUUCAAAGAAUUGCACGCAUUAUAUGGGCCAUCGCGACUACGUCGAAUGGCAUUGAUUUGUCAUUACACUUGGUGCGUCACUGCACUUUCAUACUAUGUGACAGCACUGAACGCUGAUAACUUGGCGGCAGAUCGGGUUGUUUACGUUGCCGCAACAGGUGCUGUCGAUUUUACUAGUCUUAUUUUAUCGAUGACACUAUUGAAUUUCUUCGGACGCAAAUUAUCAUCAUGUGGAUUGUUCGCAUUAUCUGGAUUCUUUUUACUAUCCUUAAUUCUUAUACCAAGGGAUAACUCAAAUCUAAUUGUAUUUUGCGCGAUGGCUGGUCGCUUUGGUAUCACUGCAGUAUACUCGAUAGUAACGCUGCACACAGCCGAAAUGUUCCCAACGAGCAUCCGAAACUCGGCAUUGGGUACGAGCAGCACAUCCAGCCAUGUUGGCAGCAUAAUGGCACCAUAUGUCGUCGACUUUUUGGGACGAAUGGCAUGGUAUAUUCCGACAACAAUUUGUGGUGUUCUUAUUGUGAUGGCUGGUUUGCUGUGCCUUACUCACCCAGAAACAAGAGCUAAAGAUUUAAAAGACCAAGUUUAAAGCACAAACGCAUUUUUUCGAUGAAAUAAUUUUCUGAUUAUUUUUUUUUCCAUUUUUUUUUUUCAAUUAUUUUAUACAAAAAAAAAGUUUUUGUUGCUUUGCGCGCUUCCAUCGCACCAAACCAACUAGUGAUUUAUAUGAAUAUGAUCCGUUUUUUUUAGUCUCUAGAUAGUAAAUUUAUCAAAGGCGGUCAAAUUAUAAGAUAAACCGAGCAAAUGAUUCCUAGAUGCAUACAAACAGCCAAAAAGGAGAGGAAAAGGAAAGGAAAGAAGUAGCGACGAUGACAAUUAUUAGGACAAAUUAUUUACAGAUGGUGUUAUAAGAUUGAACAUGCAAUAUUUCGAUAUAUUAUCGAUAGGAAUAACAAAUUUUUUUUGCGACAAGAACUUAUAAAACAAAUUAUACAACAAUGUUUGACAUAAAUUACAAAAUAAAAU